Molecule: messenger RNA, 639 nt
Organism: Penicillium daleae
Lineage: Eukaryota; Fungi; Ascomycota; Eurotiomycetes; Eurotiales; Aspergillaceae
Product: putative nuclear distribution protein RO10
Exons: 2
Coding region: 1-639 (212 amino acids)
Biological process (GO): cytoskeleton-dependent cytokinesis
Cellular component (GO): dynactin complex
Source: RefSeq, a predicted model, not a curated record
AUGUCCCUCGAAAGCGAAGCAGUCGCCAGUGCGACUAUCGAGCUCCUCGAGGCGCGUCUGCGCCGUCUCUCCUACCUCCUGACCGGCGGCACCGACUGGACGGGCGUCCCAUCAACACCAGAGAAACCCGCCUCCCUCGACGAAACGGUAUCACGCCGACUCGCCCGGUUAGAAAGAGAAUUGGAGAAAUUGAGCCGGGCCGUACCCGCCGUACGAGAUGUGAUCCAACUCCACGACCGCUUACCCGACCUCUUCAACCCCCCAACACCACACGACAUCCCCCAGGAUCUCACCCCGCGCGCCCUCUCCUCAAUCGUCCUCUCCUACGCAACCGCCUUCCCCGAAACUGCCUCCCGCCUCACGUCCCUCAACGACCUCCCCGUGCCCGACGCAACAUCCUCCGCCUCCCUAAUCGCGCUGCAACCACAGCUCGACCGGCUAGCGCAGAUCCAGGCCGAACAGGCGGCUGCGGUGUCGGAACUGCGCGUGCGCACGGCGCGCGUAUUGCAGCGCUGGUAUGAGGUUGGCGUUGUGGGGAGUGGGGAGUGUUGGGCUGAGUGGGAGGGGAGAUUGGAGGGGGUGGAGAGGGAGGUUAGGAGGAGGGAGGUUAUUCGGAUGAAGAGGGAGAAUGAGAUUUAG